AUGUUGCCAUCAAGAGAUGAUAUCGCCAAAUUCAUCUCCAUCGCCCCAGAGGCUACUGAAGGGAAGGCCCUUAUCUUCUUGCAGAUGAGGCAAUCAAUCAGUUCUACGAGAAUCCCAACAGAUACCCCAAUAACGCGGUUGCUGGAAGGCCCGAUCCGAGGGUCCAAAGCGAUGUUACUGACGCGCAAGCACUACCCCCGUCAUAUGAUUCGCACAUCAGCUCCGUGCACAGAGCUGAACAUGCUCCCCCACAAGAAUAUUGUCACUGAGGCUGGGGAUGUUCGAGCUCGAGAUGAGGCGGAGGAAAGCUGGACGCGUCGAUGUGCAGGAGAUGUGGUCCAAAGCAGUGAUGUAUCCCGGUUUGUCCCGUCACUCUCCGGCUUAGACGUACUACAACCACUAAUGUUUCGGAUAUCGUGGCGAGUAGGAGAGAAGGCUUAUCACGAUUGCUACCAGACGUCUGUUUUCUCUAAUAAUCCGUAUAUUCGGAUCCCCUCAGCAUAUGGUAUUGCCUACUCAGCCCUGCAACGUCCAGAUGCAACACGAUACACCAACUCCGUCCAGCAGACCAUUUCCCUGAAUGUGGCACUGAACAAGAAGGCGCAGGCCACAAUCGAUGCCAUGGAGCCACAAUGCGAUAUCUGGGCAUUAGAUGAACCGAACAAUGCCUCCGCUACCUCACGCCCCGUAGAAGACAGAACUGCUCCCACAGCAAGCAGCAUAGGACCAAUGAAAUCGUCCAAGUUAUCGAACUUUAGGAGGGCUCUGUCUAUCUCGUCAUUGCAAAAAUCAGGCUCCAAAGCAGGGGAUAUGUUUACUCGCGCCCGGGAGCUUCGACGGGCGAUUCUGGAGGAGGAAAAUGGUCGCUGGCCAGACUUGGAGUGGCGAAAGAUCGUAGUCGCCUAUCAAGAAAAGGUGGGCAUGAAGCGGGAAAUCGCCGAGCUACGAGCCAAACGCCCGAUCCAGUACCUGCACCUGCUUCGAGCAGGAUACUUUGAACCAAUCCCUAUAGCUUGGGCAACUCGUGCUUCAAACCCCUUGAAAUUCCGCAUCGACGGACUUUCUGGGUGGAGAGGCAUUACUCCGGCUUGGAGGGGGUAUGAAAAUACGGCCGAGGAGCGUCUAUAUUGGGUCCUUAACCAUAGAGAGGGAAGCACGGGCCCUCGCAUGAAGCCAGACGUUAUUUCUGCCUUGGAAAUGGCUCGUGCGCGAAUGGCCAGUGCCGUUGAGCCACCCCCGGCAUACUACUCCAUGGAUGAUACCUUCCGCCUUCAGCGUUUGCCAGAAAGUUACUCUUUGCAGGUGAUGCCGCCUCCUUUUACACCAUUUGACCAACCCGAAACGGCCAUGGAUAAUACUAUGAUCCUACUGGAUGUCUCUGGCUCGAUGGACUUCGACCCCCUUCGACCACUUUAUACUCAAUACCUAGUCACUGGGUUCGCCCGUUCCAAUCAACCUAAAAACAAGGAUGUUGCCAAAGCAAUCGUCCGCCGUUUCACAGAUGCAAUGUCCAUCCAUGACCAGAAUCUUCAUGGCUACCAGCUCGUUACUUUUGCUAACAAGGCGGAUUAUAUUGGUUUUAUCAAUCACUCGAAUUUCAAUGAUAUGUGGAGAAAUGUCAAGUUAGGGGGAGGGACCCGCGUUAUGACAGGAUGGCAGAAAAUCAAGGAUUUGCAUUUCCAGAGACAUUCUGAAUCCGCUACCUACCACCCUGUUUAUGGCUGGCAAGCAGGCCCGCAAACACCAAUGCUGAGGUUGCUGCUUCUGCUUGACGGUGAAGCCACAGACAUGGACGAGUUUGAACUUGAUCUGCUAGGCCUCUCUUGGGUUCAUGUCACCAUUUUUCUGAUUGGCGUGGAUGGGUGUCCGCACCACCACCGGCAUGCGAACGAGCUGCAAAGGAUCAGCGAAGUGAAUCCACAUGUGUCAUUUGUGGAUGCGCAGGGUAAUGCGCCAGAGCGAUAUGUCACACAUGAGCUACUGAAGCGGCAUCUGGGUAAACAUGACCCACCCAACUCCACAGUAGAACCCUCUAUCGCCACUCAGGGCGCUGAUGACCCUGCUGCUGCUGCUCGGACCGCCGUACCGGCGCGUGCCCCUCGUAGUGGACCGGAUGAUGCUGAUAUUGCGGACCGGGGUUGGCAUAAUGGGGUCCGUUGUUCGCAUACUGAGGGGCACCAUGAGGAGGGUACAUCUGUGGGUUGUUGUAUCCGUACUCAUGGUGUGGGACUUGUUGGACGGGAGGGAACUGUUGAGGGUAGGGAGGUUGCUGGUGGUGAUGGCAGCAGGAGCAUUGAUGACCCUGGUUGUCAUGCUUGGAUUGCUUUUUCUCUUGAAAUUCAUUGGCAGCCAUAG
Aspergillus niger is the source of this 2355-nucleotide messenger RNA. RefSeq lists its product as hypothetical. NCBI's taxonomy places the organism in Eukaryota, Fungi, Ascomycota, Eurotiomycetes, Eurotiales, Aspergillaceae. The record is from RefSeq and is a predicted model, not a curated record. The coding region runs from base 1 to 2355 and encodes 784 amino acids. The transcript has 5 exons.